Synchiropus splendidus (mandarinfish) is the source of this 1935-nucleotide messenger RNA. It is a transcript of the gene poldip2, whose product is annotated as polymerase (DNA-directed), delta interacting protein 2. Gene Ontology annotation, cellular component: mitochondrial nucleoid; nucleus. Gene Ontology annotation, biological process: error-free translesion synthesis. Bases 43 to 1176 code for a protein of 377 amino acids. The transcript has 11 exons. Lineage: Eukaryota; Metazoa; Chordata; Actinopteri; Syngnathiformes; Callionymidae. The record is from RefSeq and is a predicted model, not a curated record. Gene Ontology annotation, molecular function: DNA binding.
ACAGCCAUACAUGCGUGUGGUGAACGUGUCUGGGAGGGAAAGAUGGCGGCCUGUGCUUUACGCCGGGGUCUGCUGAGCACUGUCAGCAAGUACAACAGGAAACAUGCACACCGAAUAUUAGGCAUAACUGACAGCUGCACCGGCUUUGAGUCGUUCAGACCCUGGCCUUCGUGUCGGGCCUGUGGUGUGAGCAGCAAUGUCCAGCAGAGGCGGUUCAUGUCGUCACGGAACAGACCAGAGGGGAAGAUUCUUGAAACUGUUGGCGUGUUUGAGGCUCUGAAGCAGCAUGGCAAAUAUGAAACCGGACAGCUCUUCCUUCACAGUGUGUUUGGCUACAGAGGCAUUGUUUUGUUCCCGUGGCAUGCCCGACUCUACGACAGAGACAUCACCCCCCCUGUGUCCGACAGCAAACCAGAGCCUCCUGGAGCCCAUGGGUCUAAGGAGGUGAAAGGAAAGACUCACACCUACUACCAGGUCCUGAUUGACAUCAGAGAUUGCCCUCACAUAUCUCAAAGGUCACAAACAGAAGCAGUGACUUUUCUAGCCAACCAUGAAGACAGCAGAGCCCUCUAUGCCAUCCCAGGUCUGGACUACGUGAGCCAUGAAGAUAUCCUGCCCUACAACUCCACCGAGCAGCUGCCCAUCCACCACGACUUGUUUGAACGCUUCCUGAUGUACAACCCUGCCAAAUCGCCACCAUUUACACCGCGGGACACCCUGAAGGCAUGGCAGGAGAAGAACCACCCCUGGCUGGAGCUGUCGGACGUUCACAGAGAAACCACUGAGAACAUCCGUGUCACAGUCAUCCCCUUCUAUAUGGGGAUGAGGGAAGCACAGAAUUCCCACGUCUACUGGUGGAGGUACUGUAUCCGCCUGGAAAACAUGGGCAAUGAGGUGGUCCAAUUGAGAGAGCGACACUGGAGGAUAUUCAGCCUCUCAGGAACCCUGGAGACAGUCAGAGGGCGAGGAGUCGUGGGCAGGGAGCCGGUUUUGUCCAAGGAGCAGCCAGCGUUCCAGUACAGCAGCCAUGUUUCUCUACAAGCCCCCAGUGGUCACAUGUGGGGGACGUUUCGUAUCGAACGGACGGAUGGGUCCCACUUCGAUGUCCGCAUUCCUCCCUUCUCCUUGGAGAGCAACAAAGACGAUAAAGCCCCCCCUGCAGGCUACACUUUCUAAUUGCAGGCGGUCUCUGCAGCCACACUUGACCCUCGUCCUUCAGAAUAAGAGCAGUUAGUCCAGCAGGGUGGAAGAAUGAAGAAAACAAAAGCAGGUCUUCCACGUGUCCAACUCUCCCCCUCUUAAGUGAGAUUACAGCAACAUGCCAGUAGAUGAUCCGAAACAGAAACUAACAUUCUGCCCUGCCUCCACACAUGACUUUAUUGUGACGGCCGUCAGAGAGUGUUGAACCUUCCCCAGGGAGUGUGCCGGUUAUUGAUUUAGCAGGUUUCCCAUCAGUAUUCUACAAACAUUGGAGAGGGCGUGUUGAAACACAGCACUCGGAAGAGCAAUGCUGUCCAGGCGGACAAAUGUACGCAUGAACUGAUUGGAUGUCUCAAAUGGCUCACUAGUUCUCAGUACAUUUGUUUUGUUCAAGAAGGACGAUCUAGAAGGUCAUUACAGUUUCCUUGAUAUAAUUCAUGUGAGUGUGAAAGGUGAAACAUGAACGGUCAGGAUCACUUCAGGCUUGAUCAAACCAGUGGACUGUGCUUGUGGAUAUCGGCCUUGCUCUCUGAAACCACAAGGCUCUCCUGCGGUGGUCCUCCAGCCCCCUGUUCACUUGAUAAGCUACAAGUUUUACAGAGGCUUUGGUUAUAAAAUGAAAAAUAAAUCCUUUUUUUUUUCUUUUGAACAGUGAUUUCAUGCCUGUGGCUUAAUAUCUACUGUACAUAGAGAUGUAAUUAAGGCUGAAUGAAUAAAUAUUCAUUUUGAAAUUUA